AUGUUGUCUCCCCAGCUUUUCGUGCUGCUUCUUCCUGUGUUAUGCUCGGCUGCGAUAUAUGAGAGCGUCGCAGAGCUCCCAAAGCUUGACUUCGACUAUGUCAUUGUAGGAGGUGGUACGGCGGGGAACGUUCUCGCGAACCGAUUGACUGAGCAGGAGGACACAUCUGUGCUCGUCCUCGAAGCAGGCCAAUCAACCGCUGACGUCCUAAUUUCACAAAUCCCGUUCUUAUGUCCACAAGCGACGCCCAACACGGUUCUCGACUGGAACUUCACCACGACCCCCCAACCGGGGUUCAAUGGCCGUGCUAUUCCGUACCCUAGGGGCUUUGGGUUGGGGGGGAGCAGUGCCGUCAACUAUAUGGCCUACACCCGUGGAUCGUCAGAGGACUAUGACCGAUAUGCGCGCGUAACUGGGGAUGAGGGGUGGGGAUGGGAUGAGCUACAGCCCUAUAUCCGAAAGAACGAGCGACUCGUCGCCCCCGCAGACCAUCAUAACACAACAGGCGAGUUUGACCCAGCGGUACACAGUUUUGAUGGCGUCAAUUCUGUCUCGCUCCCUGGAUACCCGCGCGCGAUCGAUGGACGCGUCAUUCAAGCUACGCAAGAGCUGUCGGGUGAGUUUUCGUUCAAUUUGGAUUACAACUCCGGGUAUCAUUUGGGUAUUGGAUGGGAACAGACAACUGUAGGGAAUGGGACAAGGAGCAGUUCGGAAACUUCAUACCUUGGUCCUGGAUAUAUCGACAGGGAGAAUUUGCACAUUCUUAUUCACACGUACGUAACGCGGAUUCUUGUCGCGAAUGAAUCGACUCUCAAUGAUGAGCCGCAUUUCAACACUGUGGAGUUCACACAAGAUGCUGGAGCGACUAUCCACACCAUUUCGCCCCUCAAGGAAAUCAUUCUCUCAGCUGGAUCAGUUGGAACACCCCACAUUCUGCUCAACUCUGGUAUUGGAGACGCCGACGAACUCACCGCAGUAGGUGUUACCCCUACCGUGCACCUUCCCGAUGUUGGGAAGAACCUCACUGACCACCCUCGAUGGGGUGUCGCCUGGCUUGUUAAUGAUUCAAACACGAUCGAGAAC
This is a messenger RNA of Desarmillaria tabescens, 1083 nucleotides long. Its product is annotated as aryl alcohol oxidase. Lineage: Eukaryota; Fungi; Basidiomycota; Agaricomycetes; Agaricales; Physalacriaceae. The transcript has 7 exons. The annotation marks the transcript as partial. Gene Ontology annotation, molecular function: oxidoreductase activity, acting on CH-OH group of donors; flavin adenine dinucleotide binding. The record is from RefSeq and is a predicted model, not a curated record.